Molecule: messenger RNA, 1766 nt
Organism: Uranotaenia lowii
Lineage: Eukaryota; Metazoa; Arthropoda; Insecta; Diptera; Culicidae
Product: putative fatty acyl-CoA reductase CG8306
Exons: 11
Coding region: 144-1670 (508 amino acids)
Biological process (GO): long-chain fatty-acyl-CoA metabolic process
Cellular component (GO): peroxisome
Molecular function (GO): alcohol-forming very long-chain fatty acyl-CoA reductase (NADP+) activity
Source: RefSeq, a predicted model, not a curated record
GAUCGCGAGCGAGAGAAAUAAAACUGCGAGACCUUCUUUUAAAGCGUUUAAAGACGUGCCAACAGUGCCACGAGUGAUGCUGGAUUGCUCAGUCCUAACCAAGUUUGUUAAAUAAAUAUUUCUGUUUAAUAAUCAUAUACAAAAUGUCGAGUGUUCAAAGCUUUUAUAAAAAUAAAAAUAUCUUCAUCACCGGUGGUACUGGAUUUUUAGGUAUCGCUAUAGUUGAGAAGAUUUUGCGGUCGUGUCCGGAUGUUGGUGGCAUUUAUUUAUUGAUGAGACCGAAGAAAGGAAAAAAUGUUGCGGAAAGGUUACAGGAAAUUACCACGAAUGCUAUAUUCGAAACCCUACUACAGCAAGUAUCGGACGAUAUUUUCAAGAAGCUGCAUGCAGUAGCGGGUGACGUUGGAGAGGAAAAUUUGGGUCUUUCUCUAGAGGAUCGUUCUGCGCUGGCGAAAACUAUUGAUGUAGUCAUCCACUCCGCUGCUACAUUGGAUUUCCAAGCUACCUUGAAACCUACUGUACAGAUUAACCUCCUGGGAACUCGCCGUGUCAUGCAACUGUGUAGAGAAAUGCAAAAUUUAAAAUGCAUGGUUCAUGUAUCAAGCGCAUAUGUAAACGCAUUUCUGAAGGAAACCGAAGAAAGGUUGUACCCAACGCACGAAAGUGCAGAGAAAAUUAUCGAUCUCGUCAACACCUUAAGCGAAGACGCAUUAGACGAACUUACUGAUAGAUUACUUAAGGAUCAUCCUAAUACUUAUACAUUUACGAAGCAUUUAGCCGAGCACGAGGUGGACAAAUGUGCCAGCAUUUUCCCAUGCGGGAUUGUUAGACCUAGUAUGAUAACUGGUGCAUGGAAGGAACCUGUUCCCGGAUGGACAAUUUCAAAAAACGGACCUCAAGGAUUUCUGAUGGGCGCAGCUAAGGGUAUUAUUCGGCGAUUGCCAGUUGGAACAGAGCUUAUUUGUGAUUACAUACCGGUUGACACUGUAGUAAAUCAGAUUUUAGUUACGGGUUAUUAUAUCGCGGACAGGAACACCAAACAAAUAAGUAUUUUCCAUUGCACGUCAAGUACGUGUAAUCCAUUCAAAUGGGAUAGUGUUAAAGAUAAGGUUAACGAAUAUCUGCACAAAUAUCCAUUGAAAUCUGCUGUGUGGUAUCCUCAUCUCAAGUUUGUACCGAGUUUAUGGUUAUACAAAAUCUCUGCGAUACUCGUUCAUUUCUUACCAGCGUACUUGCUAGAUUUUGUUACCAAAAUAUGUGGAGGAAGACCCAUUUUGGUUCGAUUACACACGAAUGUUUGGGAGUCACUGAAUCGAUUGGAAAAGUUUAUUUUCAGCGAAUGGAAGUUCAACAAUGCCAAAACUUUGGAACUGAGUCGACAGCUGACUGAAAAAGACAGAACCGUAUUCGAAAUUGACAUCACGUCCUUGCAGUGGCCUGAAUAUUUCGUGAAUUUGGCUCAGGGAGUGCGCCGUUAUCUCAACAACGAACAUCCCAAAUCACUGGAAGCAGCUCGCAAGAAAGAUUCGAUAUUACUAAUCGUUCAUAUCCUAUUUCAAGCACUAAUUGUUGCACUUCUAUGGUUUAUCAUAUCAAAAGCAUUUGGAAUUCCGACUAUUGGUGCUUUGGUCUUGGUUCCUGUAUUGUAUGGAGCUUUAAACUUGCUGUGAUGAAUAUGUAUGAAUUUUCCAUGUAUACCUGCUACAAGGAACUACGACUGUUUGAUUACAAUUUGGUCUCGGAUAAAAUGGAAGGAUAAGGUACAA